Molecule: messenger RNA, 3596 nt
Organism: Amaranthus tricolor (Joseph's coat)
Lineage: Eukaryota; Viridiplantae; Streptophyta; Magnoliopsida; Caryophyllales; Amaranthaceae
Product: auxilin-related protein 2-like
Exons: 8
Coding region: 287-3073 (928 amino acids)
Biological process (GO): clathrin coat disassembly; clathrin-dependent endocytosis
Cellular component (GO): cytoplasm; intracellular membrane-bounded organelle; vesicle
Molecular function (GO): clathrin binding
Source: RefSeq, a predicted model, not a curated record
AUUAAAUUAAAUUUCCUAAUAAUUUAAUAUUAAUUUAAUCUUUUUCUUUUCAUUAUUUCUUGGCACAUUAUUCUUUAUCUUCUUCAACCCAAAUUAGAUCUAGUAACUAGUAAUAAUAAUAUAAAUAAAUAAAUAAAUAAAUUUCCUCCAGAAAACCUCCAUGAUCAUCAUCUUUUUCAAAUCAAUGUGCUAUAGCUGAAAAAUCUCCAUUUUUUGACCUCCGAUUGAUCUUAUUCUCUCUCAUCAGCUCCUCAGAUCGAUCGAGAGGGAACAAAAUUUAUACAUAAUGAACGAUUUUCAAGGUUUAUUAUCCAGCGAUUAUGGCUUCAAACCUCAAGGUAAAGCUGCUCCAAUGGCACCUCCUAAAUCAUCUUCUUUGAAUUCAAAUUCCGCUUUCAAUUUCGAGAUCGGAGGCUCUAAAUCGUCGUCGUCUCCUUUUGAUGAUCAUGAAACCCUUUUUCGACCUAGUCGCAAAGCGAACUCUGAUGAUUUCGCUGAUUUAGGCGAUGUUUUUCCUAACAGUAAGUUUAAUAAAAGUAAUUCUUCAAAGGUUAAUAGUUCGGUGAAUUUGGACUCAAUUUUUGGUGGUGGUGGUGGAGGCGGCGGAGGAGAUUCCGGGUCGAGGUUUUCGUCCUUGCCUGUUUUUGACAAGCCAGUUUAUGACGAUGACGUUUCGAGCUCAACGAAGUAUGAUGAUAUUUUUUCUUCAUCUUCUGCAAAGAAGAGGGAUGCAUUUGAUGAUUUGUUGGGAGGUUUGGGGAAGAAAGAACAACAAACUUCAAGUUCCGUGGGAUUAGGUUCUGUUUCGAAGGGAAAUGAUAAGGGUACUAUUCCUAGCUUUGAUGAUUUGUUGCCCGGCUUUGGUAGUGGGAGCACCACUUCUUCUAAUAGGACUUCGUCAGAUGCUAAUAGAAAGGCUUCAAGUGUAAUAGAUGAUCCUUUUGUUGUCCUAGAAUCCACCACGCCUCCUGUGUCUUCAACCAUUGGGACUACUACUGAUCCUUUGGAAAAUAUUGGUAAUCUUAACAAGUCUGGUAGAAAAAAAGCGGACAACUCACAUAGGGAAGUCUUUGAUGAUUUAGAUCCCCUUGGCAGCUUUUCCAACUCCGUGCCUGCAUUUUCAGCUGAGAUCGAUGGUAAAGAAAAGGAUACAAAUCCUUUUGGGACAGAAUUCAGAGUUUCUGGAAGACGAACCUCAGUCAGUGAAGAUGCAAGCCAGAAGUCUUCUUUUCAAAUCCCCGAGAGAGGUUUUGAGAAAAAGAUAUCGCCUGAGGACCAUCCAGAACCAAGUAUCUUUGAGAUGCCUUCAGUGCCGGUAGAAACUAGUCGGUCUGUACCAAACGUUUCUUCUCCUGUUCAUGGUAACACUAGCUUUAGGGAGCCAAACUCUCAUGGACAUGCAUCUCCUAGUUCUGAGGAGAAUAUGGGGUCAUCUGAGGAUGUAUGGCUCUCUGUAUCAGAGGUGCCUCUCUUUACACAACCCACCGCUGCUCCACCGCCUUCAAGACCGCCACCUCCAAGACCGACACAUAUUUCCAGAGAGGGAUCUGGUUACUUUCCUGCUUCAAACGUACACAAGAAGGUUAAUGACUAUUCAUACCCUAUUUCUGUGCCAAAUUUCCAGAGUCCAAAAUCAGCACCUUCUGGGGCAAAGGGCUCUUUUGCAUCUCCCAUAGACGAGCUGGAGGAAUUCGCUAUGGGAACGAAACGAAGUGAGGACGCAAGCUCUGAUGACUCCAAUUCUGUUGCUGCUGCAUCUGCUGCGGCCAUGAAGGAGGCGAUGGAAAGGGCUGAAGCCAAAUUUAGGCAUGCAAGGGGAGUAAGAGAGAGAGAAAAUGCAAAGGCCUCUAAAAAUAGAGAAUCCGUGCAAGUGGAGAAAGAGGAGACACCUGCUUAUGAUCCUUCUGAGAGAGAAUUCAGGGAAAAUCAAGAACGCUUGGAACGUGAAUUACAACAAAAGGAAAGAGAAGAUGAAGAAAGAAGGCGAAGGGAGGAAGAGGAGAGAAGGCGUAUUGAGAAAGAAUGGGAGGAGAAAGAGAGAGAGAAGAGGAGAAUUGAGAGAGAAAGGGAACUUGCCAGGCAAGCUGUUGAAAGGGCUGCCAAGGAAGCACGAGAAAGAGCAGCUAUUGAAGCUCGUACCAGGGCCGAAAGGGUUGCUGUUCAACGAGCACAAGCUGAAGCUCGAGAACGCGCUGAAAGAGCUGCAGUUCAGAGGGUGCAGGCUGAGGCACGGGAGAGAGCGGCUGCUGGAGCCAAGGAAAGAGCUGAAAAGGCUGCUGCUGAGGCAAGGGAAAAGGCCAAAGCUGAAGCAAGGGAGAAAGAAGCACGUGAGAAAGAAGCCCGGGAGAAAGAAGCACGUGAGAGAACUGCCUCUAACGCUAGAUCAAACCAACAGAAGAAUGAUGACGAUCUUGAAUCUUUCUUCAGCAUGGGCCGAGCAAGCAGUGCGCCAAGGCCUAGGGCUACUUCAUCUGAUCCAUUUGAAACUCAGUUCCAGAGUAAACCAGCUCCUCAGGCUACUAGAACCUCUGUUAAUUCCUCUAGCAUGAGAAAAGCAUCUUCAUCAACAAAUAUUGUAGAUGAUCUAAGUUCAAUUUUUGGAGGUCCCCCGUCAUCUGGCGAUUUUCAAGAAGUUGAAGGGGAAACUGAAGAUAGACGGCGUGCUCGAAUGGAACGCCAUCAAAGGACACAAGAACGUGCUCAAAAGGCGCUGGCUGAGAAGAAUGCCCGAGAUCUUGAGGCUCAAAGGGAACAAGCUGAGAGACAUAGAAUUGGUGAAACACUUGAUGUUGAGAUUAGACGUUGGGCGGCAGGGAAAGAGGGGAACUUGCGUGCUCUCCUGUCAACACUGCAAUAUGUUUUGUGGCCUGAGUGUGGCUGGCAGCCUGUUUCCUUGACCGACUUGAUUACGGGUGCUGCAGUCAAAAAAGUUUACCGAAAGGCAACUCUGUGCAUUCAUCCAGACAAAGUGCAACAGAAGGGUGCCAAUUUACAGCAAAAAUAUGUCGCAGAGAAGGUGUUUGAUCUGUUGAAGGAAGCCUGGAACAAGUUUAAUUCAGAAGAGCUAUUUUAAGUAGAUGUUAUCGUUCUGAUAUGCUUACAUGUGUCUAGUUUGGCAUAUUUUUCACUCCUUUUUGCAAGUGUGAUCUAUUCGGGAAAUGAUUUUCCUGUUUCAAUCUCCAUGGAGUUGCUGCUCGGCUGGCUUGGGUUUUUCGGUCCAUGGUCGGUGAGAUGUUUUGAAAUUUGGGUGAACGCCCAUAAUGCUCGUGAUUAUUCAGAUGGAACAGGUUCUGAAGUUUGUCUUAGAAUGUGUAGUAGAAUAGCCUAUGUUUGGGUGAACAACCCCAUGUGAUCCUUGUCAAUUGUCAUAUUCAUUGCCAAAUGCCAUCCCUUUUGCGAUGCAGCGUUUGCAUGUAUCCAUUCUUUUUGCACUUUUUGAAAAUGUAUAAGCUAAUCUGUUUCAAGUAUUCAAUGUAUAAUGAGAAAUAACUACUCAAACCAUGAUUGUGAAUUUUGAUAGUAUGAUGACUUUUUGUGAAGCACUGUGGAUAAGAUUCAUUGUAUUUGAUAUUUAAGGGAAGUUGUUUGGAGCACUA